This is a messenger RNA of Calypte anna (Anna's hummingbird), 1559 nucleotides long. RefSeq names its product FKBP prolyl isomerase 1A (gene FKBP1A). NCBI's taxonomy places the organism in Eukaryota, Metazoa, Chordata, Aves, Apodiformes, Trochilidae. The coding region runs from base 110 to 436 and encodes 108 amino acids. The transcript is spliced from 5 exons. The record is from RefSeq and is a predicted model, not a curated record. Gene Ontology annotation, molecular function: peptidyl-prolyl cis-trans isomerase activity.
GGCGGCGGGCGGGCUCUAUGGCGGCGGCGGAGGCUGCGCACACGUGGCCCCUCCUCCCUCGGGCUGCGGGCGCGGCGGGUGCGCGAACGGCACCGGCACCGGCACCGGCAUGGGCGUGCAUGUGGAGACCAUCGCCCCCGGCGACGGGCGGACGUUCCCCAAGCGCGGCCAGACCUGCGUGGUGCAUUACACGGGUAUGCUGGAGGAUGGGAAGAAGUUUGAUUCCUCCCGUGACAGGAACAAACCCUUCAAGUUCGUGAUGGGCAAGCAGGAGGUGAUCCGUGGCUGGGAGGAAGGAGUUGCUCAGAUGAGUGUUGGGCAACGGGCAAAGAUGACCAUCUCUCCAGAUUAUGCCUAUGGCUCUACUGGCCACCCAGGGAUCAUCCCCCCAAACGCCACUCUAAUUUUUGACGUGGAGCUCAUGAAAUUGGAAUGAGCUCCCCCAGCACCCGGCCUCGGGUUUGGCACAUGGAGGAACCCAGAAUCUCAGCUUCAAGAAGAGUGCACAUGACUUUGUAUGGAGCUUUUCCUGAUAGUCCACUACACUCAUUGUAUAACCUUACACCUUGAUUGAAUGCCUUUGGUCACUAAGCUUUGCGUCUGACUCUUCCUCCUUGUAUCGUGUUUUUAUGUCUUUUUAAACUGUAUGCCAUAAACCUCAACUCUUUUUGGGUCAAACUCUUAAUCUUAUUUUUUUGUUCCAGAUGUAGAUUAUGUUUUACCAGUAGCACGCAGAUGGGCUGACCUUAGCUAGGUAGUCAUUUGAACAAAAGGAAACCUCUUAGUUACUCCUUUUGGUGCCAGAUCUCUUAAUGGUGGUUUUUGGUUUUUUUCUUUUUUCAAACCCAGAAAUUAUUGCUGCUGCUGUAAAAGCCAUAGCAGAGUGAGGCUGUCGAGGCUGGAUGGAUGCAGAGAGCAAAGUAGCACUAGGACUGUGUGUGUAGGAACCCUGCCUGGAUCUGGGGUGGGGAGGGAACAGCGUGGCCUUGCCCAGGAGCACCCCAGGAAGGUUGCAGCAUCCCUGUGGGCACCGUGGGUUUGCUCCUGGGCAGGGGGUGCUGCUCUGCCCCUGCUUCACUCUGCCACCUCACGGUGGACCUUCCCUCCCUCCCCUCCCCAGCCUGCUUUUGGGUUGAUGGGGAUUUGUUUGGGUUUCCAUCAGAGCUGCACCACACCCUGAGCAUUCGGUUGUUGACUUCUUGGAAGGCAAACAGCAGACAAACAGAAGGUGCUGUCUAGAGGGGAAGUGGUGGGGCUGGUGGGGUCAGCUCAAAGGAAACACCCCCGUCCCCCUCCCAUCCCCCUGGGAAAGGAAACAUCAGACCUGAGUUGAGGUCUGAGCACACCCAAGUGUUCUCUCCUGACACCUGAUGCUGGUCAUCACUGCUUGUCUGGGCUCAUAGGAUGCAUCGCUGCCCCCGCUGCUGUCCUCUCUGCCCCCUCCCUCUCCCUGCUAGCGAGUUGGUAAGAGAAACUGCCACCCCUCACUUCCUUCUCCACUGCAUAAAGGUAUCAAGUUUUAUUAUUGCAAUAAAAAACCGCUUUAUGCUGGCUUUUCU